Cloeon dipterum is the source of this 4498-nucleotide messenger RNA. RefSeq names its product intraflagellar transport protein rempA (gene rempA). NCBI's taxonomy places the organism in Eukaryota, Metazoa, Arthropoda, Insecta, Ephemeroptera, Baetidae. Gene Ontology annotation, molecular function: protein binding. Gene Ontology annotation, biological process: intraciliary retrograde transport. The record is from RefSeq and is a predicted model, not a curated record. The transcript has 23 exons. The coding region runs from base 221 to 4498 and encodes 1425 amino acids. Gene Ontology annotation, cellular component: ciliary basal body; intraciliary transport particle A; axoneme.
CUCCAGUCUUUCAUCUUGAAUCUGUUAAUAUCUUCAACUAAUUAUAAGCGAAAAAGCUUGGCGAUAGUUUUCAUUAUACAUUGGAUAUUAAGGUUCCCACCGCUCUUGUCGGCACCUGUUACCUGGCCCUGAAAAUAUCCUGAAGCGUCAGCUGUGAGAGAAUACAAACACAAGACCAAAUCGUUAGUAGUUUUUUAGGAUAGGAAACUCGUAGGCACAAAUGGCUUUGUACUUCAAUUAUAAAGUGGACGUUUUCCCACAUAAUGUAAUUCAUGUGAACGCGGCGCUUCACUCUCAACACAAAAUUUUGGCAGUUGCAUCUCACAGUGAGGAUAAAGGAGGCACAGUUACUCUGUGCAACGACGAGGGAGAGCUCGUGAAAGGAGUGUCUUCACAUGCCCAACUCUCAGGCCAGGCAGUGUCCCUGGCUUGGCACCCCGCAGAAAAAACUUUGGCCGUCGGCUGGGAGCAUGGGGUGCUCAGCAUGUGGCUGGAAGAAAGGCUGCAGUUUGUUGAAGCGGAUUCACCGCACAAAGCUCCAGUGGGAAUUCUUCAGUGGAGCUCAAGAGGUUCUAGGCUUGUCUCCGGCGAUGCGGUUGGAAUGGUUGUUGCGUGGCGCGCUGAUUCCAAAGGCAUCUUGCAGCCGAUUUUCCAAACGGAUCUGAAGGAGCCACUUACCUGCUGUACCUUCAAGGUGGAAAAUUCAAAAUUGGAUAUCAACGGCUUGGCAAAAGCAGCCGUGGCAGGUGACGAGUUGGCGUUGGACUUGUUCAGCUCGUGGAGACCAAAGACUGCAUCUAGCAGAUUUGCUUCCAAGUCUGCGGCGGAAGAAGGAGUUGGAUUUUUUGUCGGAUCAAUUUCAGGCGCGAUUUACCAUUUCGACGAGGAUGGAGUGGUCACAGAGGUUUGCAACGAAAAAUCGCCAAUCAAUAAAAUCCUGUACCACGCUAGCAAAAAUCAGUUGGUGGUGCUCACUGACAGCCUCGUCCUUGCACACUUCAGCAUUCAACCUGAAGGACAGCUGGUGGAGAUCUCGAGGCUCAAACUAAGCGGAAGGUCGCAGGGCGCGAUUCUCGUGUGGAGCGGACCAAACACCAUCGCCGUCAGCACGAGGGAGUUGUCCGUGCGCUGCUUGGAUCUGGACACGAACGACAAUUAUUUGCUCACCCUGGAAAACCCGUCUGACCGAGAGCACUUUAUCUGCUUGGAUUACAACGCAAACAGGGGCAUUUUGUGCGGCGGCACCAACCUUGGUCGGGUGGCAAUUUGGAAAUACUCGCCAGCUCCAGAUUUGGACCCAGAGGCUGCCUGGAAGCUGCAGAUGCCCAACAAACUAACUGGCGGAGCGAUUCAACACAUUUUGUGGGGCGUUGGAGGAUCCCUGCUGGUCGUCCACACAGUAAAAGAGAUAUUUUUGCUGAGAGAACAGCAGAUUUGCGCCGAAUUCAGUCCAGAAAUGAGCACCGCUCAGGUGGCACCAAACCAACUGACGGUGUGGCACGGCUCCGAGGGUCCAAUGGAACUGUGCUGCGACACCCAGAUCAAAGGCAUUGCUCUGGACAGUCAGCAAGUGGUUGUUUGGGGCACGAAAAGGAUCACGGUGUACGAAUUGAGUCAGAAGCACUUUAAAGUGGUCGGCUCUUUUGCCUGCGAGUGUGUUGGAGCCAAAGUUUACGAGCACAGUCUUUACUGCAUCGAGGGGAGCAGCAUACAAGUCAGAACCAAUCAAGGCACAAUCAAGCAAAAUCUAACCUUUGCAUCAGACGAGGGCGAACCGAUUGGAAUCGAAAUUUGCGGAAGUUUCCUUACAGUCGCCACGCUUUUGGGCUGGGUCAAGGUGUGGGACCUGUCGCGGCGUGAAGCUAAACUGCACACAAACCCCAAAUAUCUCAACGACGUCAUCCACGAUUUUGGCGAAAUAAUUUUAGCACGAUCCAACUGUGAAGGCAGCAAAGUUUCUAUCACUGUGGCUAGAUCUAAUUUGCUACCUGACUGCAAAUUAUAUCUGUGGUCAACAGACACUGACACCCUGCAGGCUUUUGAUUUUUCUACCCAGGAAGCGACGCUGGCGGACCGAUUCGUAUUGAACCAUGUUUGGGACAUUGAGGAGCCUAAACUUUUAGUGUGCGAGGCUAAAGUUCAGCCGAAACUUAAAGACCAGAGAGGCAAGAGAAAAAUUGUAGGAACGACUUCGGCAGCUGCUCCAGACAAGCAGGAGGUCAUGCUUGUAACAAUGUUUGCGACUGCUGAUGGCAGGUUUUUGAUUCAAAACACAGACGUUCUGCUUGAACCGUAUUGCCGUCUAAUCGGAUCGUUUGCACCGCAUUACAUUCUGCUUAAGAAACCAUCAGGACUGGAAAAGGAUUCAGAUUCUGGCCUUGUGGCGCGAGUCUUGAUGCAAGAUUUCGAGGGCCUCGGGGACUGUGAUAAGACAACCAAAAACGCUAUUUUAAACUUUAGCUACUACUUAACGAUUGGCAACAUGGAUGAAGCUUUCAAAGCAAUCAGGGCAAUAAAAAUCGCCACAGUUUGGGAGAGCAUGGCUAAAAUGUGCGUCAAAACUAAAAGGCUGGACGUGGCUUUGGUGUGUCUUGGACACAUGAAGCACGCUCGAGGGGCGAUUGAGCUCAAGAAGGCGAUCAGUAAAGAGGCUGAACUGGACGCGCAGGUGGCUGUGCUGGCUAUGCAACUAGGCCUCAAUGACGAAGCAGAGAAACUGCUCAAAAACUGUGGCCGGUAUGAUUUGCUGAAUAAAUUCUACCAGGACACGGAGCAGUGGGACAAGGCGAUUCAAGUGGCUGAAACGCAGAAUAGAAUUCACUUGCGCACUACUUACUACAACUACGCGAAACACUUGGAGUUCAUAGGCGAUCUCAACAGCGCGGUGAAAAUGUAUGAAAAAUCUGAAACGCAUAGAUUUGAAGUUCCACGAAUGCUGAUGGAGGACCAGAAUCUCGAGUUUUAUAUGACAAAUAACAAAGACCCGCAUCUGAUGAAGUGGUGGGCUCAGUACUUGGAAAGCAACGGCGAGUUGGAAGGCGCGUUGGAGUACUACGAGAAAGCUGGGGAUACCAUGUCCUUGGUUCGAGUCAACUGUUUUCGCGAGAAAUUCGAAAAGGCCAUCAGCAUUGCAUCCGACAGUGAGGACAAGGCUGCUUGCUACCAUUUGGCUAGGCAACUGGAGAACGCCAACAAAGCAGAAAAGGCGAUCGAGUUCUUUUGCAAGGCACAUGCUUACGGAAACGCUAUCAGACUGUGCAAAGAGCAGGGGAUGAAUGAGCAAAUCUGGAGUCUGGCUCUUAAAGCUAAUCCACAAGACCAGCUCGAAGCAGCGCAAUACUUUGAGCAACAACAAAUGCCAGAGCGAGCGGUUAGACUGUUCCACAAGGCAGGAAUGCUGCACAAAGCAGUGGACCUAGCUUUCCAAUUUCAGCAAUAUAGCGCAUUGCAGAGUAUCAUUCUCGAUUUAGAUUCAAGUUCAGAUCCAAAGCUUUUGAAGAAAUGCGCCAAAUUUUUUGUGGAUAACAAGCAAUACGAAAGAGCUGUGGAAAUGCUUGCAAUAGCUAAACAGUAUGAAUCAGCAAUUGAACUAUGCGUUCAAAAUAACGUCCCCAUAACAGAGGAACUAGCUGAACGUUUGACCAUUGAAAAGGAUGAAAACAACGAAGCUUCUAGGGUUCAAGUUCUGCUAGCAGUAGCCGAGAGUGCACAUAUUCAAGGAAACUACCACUUGGCAGCCAAAAAAUAUACUCAGGCAGGAGAUAAGAUUCAAGCAAUGAAAUCCUUACUUAAGUCUGGAGACACAGAAAAAAUAGUCUAUUACACGAACGUGUCUAAACAAAGAGAAAUUUAUGUCAUGGCAGCAAAUUAUCUGCAAUCUCUAGACUGGCGGAACAGUCCCGAAAUCAUGAAACACAUUAUUGCAUUCUACUCGAAAGGAAAAGCGUUGGAUUUGCUUGCGGAAUUUUACGUGGCGUGUGCUCAGGUGGAAGUUGAUGAAUUCCGUGACUAUGAAAAAGCUUUGGGGGCUUACGUGGAGGCGAGCAGAUGUAUUGCUAGAGGAAUGGCUUCGAACCGAGCUAGUGAAGGAGUCUCAGUUGACGAUCAAAAGAGACGAGGGCAUGAACUCGCAAAGAGGCUUGACCUUAUCAAAAAAUACGUAGAAAUCAAAAGGCUUUUCGAACGAGAGAGUGAGAGCGCACAGAAUUUGAGCCGAGAACUACUACAAGUGCCUCAAGUAGAGGCAACGGUCCGCAAAGGAGACGUUUAUGCUCUGAUGAUAAGCCAUUACCUCAAGGGAAAAAAUCUCAAUGCAGCCGUGAAAGUUUUGGAGGAAAUGAAGUCAGCUGGCAUCAAUCCGACUUAUUAUUUGGACACAGAAAUGCUAAGGGCUCUAGGCGUGCCAGGGCAAAGUCAAACGAGUGGAAUACUAGAGCAAGCAGAAGAUGAAAUAGAAGAGCAUGUAGAUGAGGACGAUAGCAUUGGUGCAGAUCUUUAA